AUGACAUCGUCAAAGAGGAUUAGUAUGAUAUCUUCCUAUUUUCCUGAAAAGCGAAUUUCACAAUGGGAACAUUUACUGAGAAAGUUUUCUGAUUCUCGUAGAGAUCAAUGCAAGCAAGGUCCAUUGGAUAUUCGUCAAGCUGCUCGUUCCACCAAACACUUCCCUACAUCCUCACAGUAUGAGGGCACUUGGGAUAUUCUGGGUAUGAGUGGACAAGGAACAUAUACCUUCCCUAAUGGAGUCAAGUAUAAAGGUGAAUUCGACGAUGGAGUAUUUCAUGGGAAAGGUGCGCUUCAUUACGCGGACGGCAUGGUGUUGCAUGGCAGAUGGGAAAAUGGAACCAUGGUAGAAAGAACUCUCCUGUUCAGCGAUAGCUUGGAAUACGCUGAAAAGGAUUGGAAGUACUGUAUACCGCCUGAUAGAAGAUUUGCAAUAGAAUAUGAACGUGGCUUAAUGCCUGCUGGAAAAUCCUUCCUGACUGCUGACCAGCCCACCAGAGAGAUACCUCCUGGCCAUUAUGAUACAGGAGACGGCUUCUACGAUACUAAGACAAAGAUGAUAUACAAGUACGAUGAAUUAGGAGCAAUUUUGAGAUCUCCGUCACUUGACGAACAGAUAUGGGUUGUGAGCCACUGUCGUAUGAAUCCCGAGCAACCUCUGGGUCCACAGCCAGAUUUGUAUGAGACGUACACACCACCAUUGGUACAACCACAGCCGCCUCCACCGCCAGCAGCUGGCGUGACCCUCACGAUGAGCGCUGCCAAGUCACAAUCAUUAUUCUCGAUUGAACAAGAGUACACAUCUAGCUCCAAAGGGUUGAAAUUCUACAACACUGGAGAUUCUUCCAGCGACAGCUUCGAAUAG
Messenger RNA from Spodoptera littoralis (African cotton leafworm), 864 nucleotides. The record is from the annotation of a GenBank genome assembly. NCBI's taxonomy places the organism in Eukaryota, Metazoa, Arthropoda, Insecta, Lepidoptera, Noctuidae.